Molecule: messenger RNA, 390 nt
Organism: Macrosiphum euphorbiae (potato aphid)
Lineage: Eukaryota; Metazoa; Arthropoda; Insecta; Hemiptera; Aphididae
Source: the annotation of a GenBank genome assembly
AUGUACAUAACCCCCAGUGUAGGUGUUGGACUUACCACGCAGUCGCCCAGGUUGGCGACCAGACAGGAUAUCCGGCUUGCCGCUCCCGUCUGCGCGACAACGGUCGACGAGUUUUCCGUCAAAAACUUCGGUUUCAGUAAAGUCCGUUGGAGUUGCGUGUCGUCCAGUGCGCUGCUCUGCGUCGCGUUCGAUACUUCCGUUGUGGCCACCGCUGUGGUCGAGUUGGACGUGUUCCGCGGAGGCGGCGCCGUGGAGGCACCUCGCACAGGAGCCAAAGGUUUUUCGGCUGGUUUGCCUCCAGUUUCCGGCACUGAGUUUUUUUUCCCAUCGCCUGAAACAAGACGAAAAUCAUUAUUGUUGAUAAUUCAUUAUAGCGAAAAAAUAUAUUGA